Molecule: messenger RNA, 2190 nt
Organism: Porites lobata
Lineage: Eukaryota; Metazoa; Cnidaria; Anthozoa; Scleractinia; Poritidae
Source: the annotation of a GenBank genome assembly
AUGGAUGUUCAACAGCUUUUCGCGAAUCUUAAGAAAGAAGCUGAAUGCCCACUGUGUUUGGAUACAGUGAACAAUCCCAAGACUUUGCCAUGUAUUCACUCAUUCUGCCUCCAGUGCCUUGACAAACACGCAAUUUUUGCAAGAAGACAACUACAAGCGACGAUCAAAUGUCCGGUUUGUCAGACAUCAUUUCAAAUUCCUGAAGGAGACUCGUUCAACAACUUUCCCACAUCUUAUCAUCUCAACCGGCUAGUAGAUGUUCUCGCUCUAAAAGAUGGCGGCGCACAGGCCCAGAAAUGCAGCAGUUGUGAUGAGAACAACACUGCUUCCUCUUACUGUUUCGUCUGCCAAAUAUUCCUCUGCACUGUUUGUUUUGAAGCUCAUCAGCGACUGAAGACCACAAGAGGUCAUCGCAAUGUUGUGAUAGAGAAAUUGCAAGUGCAAGAUGUGGAAGAUUUGAUCCACAGACCCGUCAUGUGUUCGCAGCAAUAUCACGAAAAUCAACCGCUGGAAUUUUAUUGCGAAGAAUGCAAAGUUCUUAUUUGCCAGAAAUGCUGUAUAGUAAGCCAUAAUCGACACACGAUAACAGACACUCAGAAAGCCGCACGAUUACAGAAAAUGCAAAUGAAGGACGCUGUAGAGAAAGUGAAAGCGGAAACUGUUAUUUACGAGAACAAAAUAAAGAAACAAACCGAGCUAACGGACAAAACUAAAAAUGAAAUUUUGUCAGCGGAAAAGAAGAUGACAGAUACAGUGGAGGAACGUAUCCGUGAAUUACGGGAACAUGAGAGGGUCAUGAAAGCCAAAUUUGCUGAAAUCUAUGAAGCGCAACAAAAACAUCACGCAACGCAAAUAGAAAAGUUUGAGUUCAUUCUCACUCAACUAAAAAGUUGCCUUGAACGAAGUGAAAGUGCUCUGGAAAGAAACGUCAUUGCCGAGAUUCUUCAAACAAAUCAGAUCAUUGUUGGACGCUGUGAAGAACUUUUGAAUGUAACAAAACCUGACAUUUAUAUACCACCACACGUGCAUUACAUAGUCGAAAAUCAACUGAAUCCGGGUUUGGAUCGAAUUGUGGUUAGUAAUAUAGAUCCCUUACUUUCCUUAGCGGAAGUGGACAGUCAAGAACUUGUAAGAGAAAAAACGGUGGCAAAUUUCAUCAUUUUAACUAGAGAUUCAGGUGGAAAGCAGUGUUACCAUGAAGAUGAUCAAGUAAAAGUCAACAUUAUAACUCCAGCAGAUGAUCAACUGGAAACAGAGAUAAAAGACAACAAAUACGGCAAGUACACUGUAACAUACAUACCACAGUGUGUUGGACAACAUAGAGUAGGGAUCCAAGUUAAUGGACAGCCGCUGACUGGUAGUCCCUGGCUUGUACAGGUGAUCAGUUCGCAUCAGUAUCAAUUUGCAUUUCAGUUUGGAUCAAAAGGAAAAGAGCAAGGACAGUUUAAGAAGCCUUGGGGUAUUUCUGUAGGCGAUAAGAGGAGAACACUUGCUGUUACUGAUUAUGAAAAUAAGAGAAUUCAGAUGUUUAGCUUUGACGGAAAUUUCCUCAGAGAGAUUGCACCAGAUAUUGUUUCUACUUCGGUAGCUUUUACCGAGUCUGGUGACCUCCUUGUCCGUAGCCCUGGUGACUUCAAUAAAUUAUCUUUGUAUACUGAAGAUGGUCGGUUCAUCCGAUACAUCAGCGAUGAACAUGCAAAGAUACCGUGGUACAUAUCUAUUGGGAGUGAGGGUCGCAUAAUCACAUGUGACUGGGACGACAAAGCAAUUAAAGUUCUCAGCCCUGAUGGGAAAAAUUUACUUCAGUCGUUCAGUGCUCCUGGUUGUGAUGAGAGACCAUGGUGUGUUCUUUAUCACCAGAAGAAAUUCUUUGUCUCUUACUGUCACGCUGUCCGUGUCAUGGUAUUUAACAACGCAGGGGAGUAUCUUUAUGAUAUUGGCAGCGAGCGAUCUGGUAACGGGCAGUUAAGGUGUCCUACUGGUCUCGCUAUUGACAAGUUUAACCGUUUGAUCGUUUGUGAUGCGGGGAGCAGGAGACUGAAACUAUUCACACUAGAAGGAAAAUAUGUCGCUAAGGUAGCCGGGAGUUUUUUUGACCAUAAUAGUCAUCUUGUUGGUUGUGCCGUGUCUAAUACUGGACAUUUGUUUGUUACGGAUAAAAACAAACACUGUAUUUAUGUUUUCAACUAG